Molecule: messenger RNA, 1594 nt
Organism: Ziziphus jujuba (common jujube)
Lineage: Eukaryota; Viridiplantae; Streptophyta; Magnoliopsida; Rosales; Rhamnaceae
Exons: 1
Coding region: 236-1411 (391 amino acids)
Biological process (GO): site-specific DNA replication termination at RTS1 barrier; mitotic DNA replication termination
Cellular component (GO): nucleus
Molecular function (GO): protein binding
Source: RefSeq, a predicted model, not a curated record
CAUCUCAGUCAAAACUCAGAAGGAGUAACGUAAUGCCUAUGAUUUAAACCGACAGCGCUCAUUAAUUGCGAUAGCCCCCCAUUUUCGUCUCUUUCAUAUCCGAUCAUCGUUUCCAUACUUAAAGCCGGAGCUGGUGUUGCCUUUAAAAUCCCACAAGAAGAAAAACCCCAAUUUUUUUAUCAAUUCGGAUCGUCGAUUUUCAAAACCCUAAUUUCAGGAAAAAAAAAAAAAAAAAAUGUAUCGCAACCCUUUUGAUCGAUUCCAGAUCUUCGUCCAAUCUCUGGACCUCGAAAUUUCAACCCGAACCCUAAGCUUGACCCCAACAGAAUCCCAAACAAUCCGCGACCUCAAGCUCUCUCUUUUCCCAAAUCAUCUACCUUCCCGAUCACCAUCUUCCCUCUAUUUCACUCUCAACGGUAAGCCACUCGACGACUCUUCUCGGAUUCUGGGUUCCCAAAUCGCUCCUCUAUCCACUCUUAUCUUGCGUACCAGAGCUCGCGGAGGUGGCGGCGAUGGCGGCGCCACUGGUGCCGAGUCCCGUGACUGCUACCUCAACAUGUACGCCGAGAAGAAGCCCGAUAAAGUCGACCCAAACGAGCAGAGGCUUUCCAAAUGGCAAAAUUGCGCUCUUUCGAGCGAACCCUUGAAAGAGCCCUGCGUGGUGGAUUUUCUCGGCAACGUGUUCAAUAAGGUGUCGCUCGUGGAGGCCUUGUUGGGGAAGAAGAUGCCCAAGGAGUUUGGGCAUAUAAAGGGUUUGAAGGACAUGAUCAAUAUUCAGCUUUCUGCGAUUCCGGGUAUCGAUCGCGACGGCGAUGGUUUCAGUGCUGGGGCGAGGUUUCAGUGUCCCAUUACAGGUCUGGAAUUCAAUGGGAAGUACAAGUUUUUCGCGCUGAGAACAUGUGGGCAUGUACUUAGCGCAAAGGCUUUGAGGGAAGUGAAAUCUUCAAGUUGCCUUGUUUGCCAUAAGGAAUUUACAGAGACUGAUAAGAUUGUGAUCAAUGGGAGUGACGAAGAGGUCAAGGUUUUGAGGGAUAUGAUGGAGGCUGAGAAGGCGAAAUUGAGGGAGAAGAAGUCGAAGAAGGUGAGGAAUGGUGGGGAAGUUGAGGUGGUGAAUGGGGAUAAGGGUGUGGCUGUUGAUUCCUCGAGGUUGAGUGGUAAAAAGCAUGGUAUUGACAACAAGGCUGGCGAGAAGGCUGUGGCUAAGGUAGAAGGGAAUGGAAAGGUUGCUAAUGGUGCAAAUUCUUUGAAAGGUGCAGCUAAUGGUAAUGGUGCUGUGAAGCGGUUCAAAGCAGCAGAUAUAGCACCUCCAAAUGCUAACAAGGAAGUGUAUGCAUCCAUAUUUACUUCGUCAAAGAAAUCUGAUUUUAAGGAAACAUUUUCUUGUCGAUCUCUCCCUCUCGGUAGAAACUGAUUUGGUGUUAUAGGAGUUGGAAAUUUACUAGUGUCUUGUUUGCAGAGUUGUCUCUCGUAUUUCAGCUUCUGUUGGAAUACAAAUUUCUUUAUAUGCAAAUUGGCAUCUGGAUAACAUUGUAUCAGAUCUUCUUGUCUACAAAAACAUAAUCCUUUAAUGUAAAAUAUUUGUUUCCAUGGCCAA